AUGUCGGCCUCCAGCAACGCUCGCAAGGUUCUCAUCGUCGGCGCCGGCCCCGUGGGCUGCUUGACGGCGCUCAGCUUCGCGAAGAUGGGUUGGAAAGUUGAUCUACGCGAAUCACGGCCUGAUAUCCGUUAUGUCGAUCCGUCUACGAUCGCCCAUCGCUCUGUCAAUCUCGCCAUAUCAAGCAGGGCCAUCACGGCCUUGGGAACCAUUGAUUCGGGAAUCACAGCUCGGCUGCUGGAAGACUCUAUUCCAAUGAAGGGAAGGAUGAUUCAUACAAAGGAUGGGAAGGAAGAGAGUCAGCUAUAUGACCAGCACGGUCAGCACCUCAACUCUAUGGGCCGCGGACUUCUCAACAAGGUUCUUCUGGAUGAACUCGAGCAUUACACCGGCGUGAGCGUACGCUUCGAGGACAAGCUAAUCGCCAUCGACUUCGAGCGCAAGACCGCGAUUUUCAUUCCGCCUUCUGCCGAUACACUCGAGGUUGCCUUCGAUUUCUGCAUCGGCGCAGAUGGAGCGCAUUCUUUGGUGAGACGGCAGAUGAUGCGGGUAGUCCGCAUGAACUUUCAACAAGAAUACAUUCCACACGACUAUGUCGAGCUACACAUGUCCCCAGGCGUAGGCGAGAACGGCCAGCCGGUUUUCCGGAUUGAUCCCAAUCAUUUGCAUAUAUGGCCGCGAAGCGCAUUCAUGUUGAUCGCAUUGCCAAAUAAGGAUAAGUCGUUCACAUGCACAUUGUAUGCGCCCACCGCAGAACUCGACAAGCUGGAAACGCGUGAGCAGGCCUCCGAUUGGUUCGACCUUCACUUUCCGGAUGCUGUCCAGCUCAUUGGGCGUGAAUCGCUCCUGGACGACUUCGAGGAGAACCCUAGAAGCUCUCUCAUUUCCGUCAAGACAUAUCCAUACCACUUUAAGGACUGUGCUGUGGUCAUCGGAGAUGCAGCACACGCUAUGGUGCCUUUUUACGGCCAGGGCCUCAACUGCGGGUUCGAAGAUGUCCGCGUCCUGACCACGUUGUUCAAGUCCUUUGGCGUUGCACCGGUGCCGCCGAAAGCAGACGAGGAAGAUCGCUUGGGGCCAUCCCUGGAAGAAUACUCACAGAUACGAAGAGAGGAUCUGAUUGCGAUAAGUGACCUCGCCAUGUAUAACUACAUGGAAAUGCGUCACCAUGUGAUCACCCCUAUUUAUCGAUUCCGUCGCGUUGUGGAUCGACUCCUCUCGACAUUUGCGCCAUUCGUUUCUGGAGCGUCCCUCACCGACGUGCUUUCGAGGGUUCCUUUCCCUACCAACGCAGCGCGAGGCUGGCUGCCACUCUAUACGAUGGUCACUUUCAGGCCUGACAUCAAUUAUGCCACCGCAAAACGUAGGGCACAAUUGCAGACCAGAAUCCUUGACUACUGUGGAUGGCUUGCUGGUGCCACAGCCUUCAGUUUGUCAGCACUCGGCGCCUGGAGAUUCGCAGUAUGGAACGGGGUGCUUCGCAGGUAAUGACAGGCACCGCCCUCGCCAGGGUCUCCUGCCAGAUAUAAAGCUAUCUGUGUACCACGUGUGGUAGAGGGGGUAGGUGGCCUCAGGAGCUUCCCAAAUUAUCCCCUGCAUGUAAAUAGCAUCGUCAGCGCUUCUGAUGCAAAGGAGCGCGCGUGAGUCCAGAUGACUUGAUAACAUUGCCUCUUGUGUACAUAUAUACACAAUGAUGAACCAGCGCUGAACUGGCUAAUGGACACCAUGAAAACGG
Messenger RNA from Dacryopinax primogenitus, 1732 nucleotides. RefSeq names its product FAD/NADP-binding domain-containing protein. The coding region runs from base 1 to 1485 and encodes 494 amino acids. The record is from RefSeq and is a predicted model, not a curated record. Gene Ontology annotation, molecular function: FAD binding; NAD(P)H oxidase H2O2-forming activity; kynurenine 3-monooxygenase activity. The transcript has 6 exons. Gene Ontology annotation, cellular component: mitochondrial outer membrane. Gene Ontology annotation, biological process: L-tryptophan catabolic process; NAD+ metabolic process; quinolinate biosynthetic process. Lineage: Eukaryota; Fungi; Basidiomycota; Dacrymycetes; Dacrymycetales; Dacrymycetaceae.